Molecule: messenger RNA, 2025 nt
Organism: Thrips palmi
Lineage: Eukaryota; Metazoa; Arthropoda; Insecta; Thysanoptera; Thripidae
Product: proton-coupled amino acid transporter-like protein CG1139
Exons: 8
Coding region: 202-1674 (490 amino acids)
Biological process (GO): amino acid transmembrane transport
Cellular component (GO): vacuolar membrane
Molecular function (GO): amino acid transmembrane transporter activity
Source: RefSeq, a predicted model, not a curated record
GCGGGGCCGGGAUCUCGCCAAUCCCGCGUCUCCCAGCAGCGCCAGGACAGCGCCAGUGAUCCCGGCGCCAAAGACGCUCCACACCGCUCUCAGGGAAGGUGUGCUCCGCCUCCGCGACCGCUGGUACUGCCCCGUCCAUAUGAUCGCCUUCUCCAGCGUGUCCACGCGAUACAACCACGCGCAACACACCGCGGCCCCGACAUGGCGGACGGCCAGCACAACCUCGGCUUCACGUCGUCCGCGGCGGACAUCCCCAUGGGCCUGCAGGCGUCCGAUCGGGUGCAGCCCCAGACUGCGGCAGUGUCUGCGAACGGCGGUGGACGCGAUGCACAAGCCGACGCCCUGAAACGGCGGAAGGACAUCGAGGCAGAUGAUUAUGAUCCUCAUGACCACCAACAAGUCGCUCACCCGACCACAAAUAUGGACACCCUGUUCCACUUGCUGAAGGGCUGCUUCGGCACCGGCAUCCUGGCCAUGCCCGAGGCCUUCAAGUACGCCGGCUACGUGGUGGGGACCGUGGGCACGGCGGUCAUCGGCUUCGUCGCCACCCUGGCCGUGCACAUGCUGGUGGACUCGGAGUACGAGCUGUCCAAGAGGCGCAGGGUGCCGACGCUCACCUACCCCGAGGUGGGGCAGGCCGCCCUGGAGGACGGCCCGGUGCGCACGCGCCGCUUCGCCAAGUCGUUCCGCGGCAGCAUCAACACGUUCGUGCUGCUCAACCAGAUGGGGGCGUGCAUCGCCUACAUCAUCUUCAUAGCCAACAACAUCAAAGACAUCGUGGACUACUACAACGUCGACGGCACCCCGAUGGACCACCGCCUGUACAUGGUGUACGUCACCAUCCCCCUCAUCCUGCUGAGCUGGGUGCGCGACCUCAAGUUCCUGGCGCCCUUCUCCACCAUCGCCAUGUCCAUAACGCUGGGCAGCUUCGCCGUCAUCCUGUACUACGUGUUCAGGGCCAUCCCCGCCGUGCAGGACAAGCACGCCUUCGGCAGCAUCGCCGACUUCCCGCUCUUCUUCGGCACGGCCAUGUUCUCGCUCGAGGCCAUGGGGGUGAUGAUCCCCCUGAAGAACGAGAUGAAGAACCCCAAGGCGUUCGGCGGCAAGAUGGGCGUGCUGAACCGCGCCAUGGUGCCCAUCGUGGUGCUCUUCAUCUGCGUCGGCCUGUUCGGCUACCUGCAGUACGGCGAAGCCGUGCAGUCCAGCGUCACGCUCAACCUGCCGCCCGAGGAGAUCCCGGCCCAGUGCGUGCGGCUCAUGAUGGCGCUGGCCCUGUUCGUGUCGCACGGCCUCAUGAACUACGUCAACUUCGAUACCAUCUGGAACAACUGGCUGCUGCCCAAGUGCGAGGCGCGCAAGAUGUCGAGCCGUCGGCAGCUCCUGUACGAGUACAUCGUGCGCACGUCCAUCGUCGUGGUCCAAUUCGCGGCAGGCGCCGCCUUCAACAACCUGGGCCUGGUGAUCUCCCUGGUGGGCGCGCUGUGCCUGUCCCUGAUCGGCCUCACCUUCCCCGCCAUGAUCCACCUGGCCACGUUCUGGGACUCGUGCGGCACCAAGCGCGCCUUCGCCUGGCUCGUGGUCAAGGACGGCUUCAUCGCGGUGCUGGGCUUCGCCGCGCUCGUCAUCGGCACCUCUACCAGCAUCAGGGACAUCGUCAAGAGCUUCGACAGUUAGCUCUUUGUGUAAAGACGUAUCGUUUUGUGUGAAAGUGUAAGUUGUAUGUGUGCGUGCGUCUGUGUGAGUGUAUGGGUGGACAUCGUGUGCAAUCAGUACGAGCCGCAGCGCAGUGUGUGACGCUUCCGCUUCCCUCCCAGUUCGGUGGGCGAAGCGCGAAAGCCAUAAAGGCUGUACUUUCCCUCGCCAAUAAUGUGUUAUGAUCGACUGAUCAACUUAACCAGAAGACUGAACUGAUUUGUUACUUAAUAUAAAAGAGGGAAUUUUCGUGACUGGAAGGACGAGUGUCCUCUCGCCCCAGUUGUGGCAUAAAAAGUGCAAAUAAAAAUAAAGCCGUGUUUCUACAACGGG